UUAAUUAAAAUCACCAAACUUCAUAAAAAACAAAUAAAAUAAAGAAAAUUGUUCUUCUUCUUCUGCAUCAAAUAAUCGGUUCAAAAUCUCCGGCGAUCAUAGAAGAAACCCAUUGUCCUUGGGGGAUCGGGGGAAACCGCCAUGGAUGAGACCUAUUCGUAUCUAAUGCAAAUCCUGAAGAAGCCCUCUUUUACAGAGACAUUCGUCGACGUCUUACUCUGCGCCGUCCCGAUUUGGCUCGCCGUCAUGAUCGGUCUUUUGAUCGGAUGGUCUUGGCGUCCGAGAUGGACCGGGUUGAUCUAUCUAGGGUUCCGUUCUAAGCUUCGGUUUCUGUGGACUGCGCCUCCUGGGUUCGGCGCUCGUCGUCUUUGGCUUGCUUUCACUGCUCUCUCCGCUUUCUCCGUUUGCCGCACCGUCUGGUCGAGGCGUGACACGUCAGCUAACAAAUCGGGGAAUGGUUCAGCGCCGACACAGCUGGCUCCUGUAGAAGAGAGUCCUCAAAGUGAUGAAACAGGGGCUAGCGAUAACACGACGGUGAGAGAGGAGAUUGUGACAGAGAAUGAUCUAGAGCAUUUGCUGCAGCUGCUUGAAGUUGGGAAUGCGACUAGGGAAUGGCAAUCCAUGAUGGACAAGACUACUCCAAAUAUGAGUUACCAGGCUUGGCGCCAUGAGCCUCAGACAGGUCCUGUUAUUUACCGCAGUCGAAGUGUGUUUGAAGAUGCAACUCCAGAUAUUGUUAGGGAUUUCUUCUGGGACGAUGAGUUUCGACCCAAAUGGGAUUUCAUGCUUGCCAAGUUCAGAACUUUGGAAGAGGACACUCAAACAGGAACUAUGAUUGUCCAGUGGAGAAAAAAGUUUCCCUUUUUCUGUAGUGACCGAGAGUAUAUCAUUGGCCGGAGAAUAUGGGAGUCUGGAAACAAGUACUACUGUGUUACAAAGGGAGUUCCUUAUCCAGCAUUACCAAAGCGUGAUAAGCCAAGGCGUGUGGAGCUUUAUUUCUCAAGUUGGGUUAUCAGAGCAGUUGAAUCCCGUAAAGGAGACGGACAGCCAACGGCUUGUGAAGUAUCUCUAGUCCACUACGAAGACAUGGGGAUCCCAAAAGACGUAGCAAAGUUAGGCGUCCGUCAUGGCAUGUGGGGAGCCGUCAAGAAGCUACACUCCGGUUUACGAGCUUACCAAACCGGUAGAAAGUCAGACUCGAGCCUAUCCCGGAUCGCCCAGAUGGCAAGAAUCACCACAGUGCUUGACAUGGAUUCUACAGAAUCAUCUACAAGUGAUGAAGACAGAAGCAGAGCAAUGGGCUAUGCGAGAAGGCAACGGGACAAUCUGAGAGUGGACUGGAAAUGGGUCGUUGUAGGAGGUGUUGCAUUGGCUUGUGGCCUUCACACUGGGGUCAUUGGUAAAGCGUUACUGGCUGGAGCUGGCCAGAGACUUGCUCGCCGGUGAAGAACCUUGUCGUAUUCUUGUUAUUAUUAUUGUCCCUUGACUGAAAAAAAGAGAAAACGUAUACAUAUAACUUGCGGAAAUGUAUUCUUUCUUGCGACUCUGAUGAGCAGGGCAUGUGGUUUUGAUGGUGAACCAUGUAGAGUAGUAGCUUCAAGCUAUGGAGAGUGAGAUAUGUAUUUUUUUUUAUAAAUUAUAUGAAUUUACAUUAGCUGUUAAAAGCU
This is a messenger RNA of Brassica oleracea var. oleracea, 1667 nucleotides long. RefSeq lists its product as uncharacterized. Lineage: Eukaryota; Viridiplantae; Streptophyta; Magnoliopsida; Brassicales; Brassicaceae. The transcript is spliced from 6 exons. The record is from RefSeq and is a predicted model, not a curated record. The coding region runs from base 142 to 1446 and encodes 434 amino acids. Gene Ontology annotation, molecular function: lipid binding.